GAACAACCUAGUAGUUUCUCGAACCGAUUUGAGGUAUAUAAAUAGGCGCUCAUAAGCGAAGCGGGAUUAUUAUUGGUUGUGAACUGCGAUAAAGUAAAGACUGUGUUUAAAAAGUAAUAAUUGAGUAAAGACUGUGUUUGAAAAGUAUUAAUUGAAAGUGUUCAAUAUAUAAGUUGGAACAAUUUAAAUAAAGUAAAAUUGUGUUUUAUUUGCAAGUGUGAAUAAGUUUUAACUGUCGGACCAAGCCGAAUAUUACAAUACAUAAUUGUAGGAAAAUUUUACCAGUUUCCUUAGUGCACGAAGUAAAAGCGCAUAAAAAGAAAGAAAUACCCAAUUUCGAAACAUUAUUUAGUGGUGAACUGCAUGUAGCAUUUAGCCUUCUUCAAUAAAUGAACCAGUAGUUCUUGAGAUUAGCGCGUACAAACAAACAAACAAACUCUUCAGCUUUUUAACAUUUGUAUAGAAUGAUUUGUGGAAAAUAACAAAAUUAAUUCAUUUAUAUCUGUCUUUUUUAAGGGUUACCGUACCGAAGAUAUAUCUUGGUAUUUGCUAAAGGUUAUUGUCAUAUUAGAUCAAUAUUUAACGUUUUCCGGGUAAAUAAAACUACUUUUUGGAUAUUCUAAAACAACAUGCACUUUCUAAAUAAACAAUAAAAGAAACACUUUUUGUCCUAACAAGGACUUUAAUCCAUAUUCAUAUCAUUUAUUUCGUCUUAACUUAUCAACGCCUCUUACACGUGUUCUGUGCACCACAACACCCGCCCACCCCGAUCCAAUCAACCUAAGAAAAAUACUAAUUCCUCAUCAAAAAGAUGACAUUGUCAAAAUGUGUGCAUGUGUAUAUUUUUAGCCAACAGUAAUUUAACCAAAAGUCUGCAAAUGAAGUAGUAAACAAAGUACGGAUACUAUCAGUUUGUCUUAACCAAAAACCAAGCAUCGGAAAUAUUAAUAAAAAUUACUUAAGUAAUUCAAAAGCAAACAUAUGCGAGUGUUUCGUCAAAUUAAUUGCGUGCGGCUGUCUACCAAUUGUUCUACAUAUAUAUUCUUACGAUGAUUCCAAUUCCAUUAAAUAAAUUAAAAUAACCAAGAAAAUAAAAACUAUAAAAGCUUGAUAAUUUAACAAAAAUAAUGACAGUCACAGUUUCAUUUGGCAAUCAAGUGUGGUCGGCCUACAUUCGCUCAGGUUCAUAAUAAAAAUUAAACUAACGAUGAAACUUUUUCGAUUUAUCGCUAUAAAUUUCAUUUGUUGUUUAAUUGUUUGUGCAUCAAUUGACUUCAAUCAAUUCAAGCUAAAACCAACAAAUUUGAGUGAAGCAUCAAUUUCACUCAUAAAUCAUUCGGCAAAAAUAUUGUGCAAUUUCAAUGCAUCCGCAAUUUAUGUGUAUUUUGAAAACUAUACCUCAACUGGAUAUCCUGCAUCGAUUCUGAGGAAAUUCAGUGAUUGUGGAUGUUCAUAUAUAGUUCUAAGAAAUAAAUACAAAACUCAGCCCCUGAAAGCCAUCGAUGACGGAAUCGUAAUGUACCUUGUGCUAAUGAUCAAAAACGCCUCCCAACAAAUCGACUUGAGUAUUGUUAAAAAAAAAUCUGCCACCAAACACCGUUCCUACUUCAUUGUUAUCGUCGAAAACAGCAUCGAUCUUAAUCGAAAAUGGUUAUACCAGUCAUUUAAGAAAUUCUGGGACAUUUGGAUUUUGAAUGCUGUGAUAUUCUUUUGGCGCAACAAUACCAUUAAUAUGUACACUUUCUCACCAUUUACGAGUAAAUUUCUUUGGAAAAUCAACUCGAAUGCAGCUGGUAAAAAUGAUUUGUUCUUCCGCAAAACACCCGAUAUGAAUGGUCGAAAAUUGAGAAUAUGUCUUUUUCCGGACGAGACUCGAGCCAUCUUCGAACCAGAGGGCAAAGUUUUAGGAGCCGAUGGUUUUAUGUCAAGCUUUGUGGCUGGUAGUUUGAAUGCCACACGAGUGAUUAAGAUGCCUCAAAAUUUCAAAUGGUCUAACGUUUAUGCUAGUGAGGGAAAUAACAGUGCUGACUUUUGCCUUAGUGAAAUGCAAACGGCCAAAAGUGAUAUGGCUUUAAAUACUAGAUUUCUUUCGCUGGACAAUUUUAAGAGGACAGUCGAGCACACAGUGGUUUAUGGACGGGACGAUUUAUGUGUUCUUGUACCAAAGGCCCAACCAGCCUCGUUGUUCUGGAAUCUUUUUCGACCAUUUCAGAUACCAGUUUGGGCAGUGAUAUUCUUGAUGUUCUUUCUAACCUAUGGAUUUUGUAGGGUUCUCCUGCCACAGACUAGCCAUGUGUGCUUGAAGCUGUACUCCACCAUGCUAACUCAACCACUCAACGAACACAAUUUAACCGUUUCAAUGAGAGUCUUUCUGGUGUUUUGGUUUAGCUAUUGCCUACUCAUCACAGCUUCAUAUAAAUGCAAUCUCAUGAGCAACUUGGUAUUCCGAAUAGCUCUGCCCGAGAUUGAUAAUUUGCGAGAACUGGCGAAUUCUCCCUACGAACUGCUGAUACACGCUAGGCAUCAUAAGUUCAUCGAUAAGUACGUUGACUCGUCGCUUUCAUUUGUGAAAAAACUUAAAAAACGCAUCAUUCCAGUUUCCGAUGAUUUCCUCAUUAGAAAGCUUAAUGCCAAUGAUCUGGAUUACGCCUACUUGGAGAAAUUUCACGUUAUUAACUUUCGCGUCAAUUCAAGGAAACACUACAACCGCGGGAGGCCAUUGUUUCACAUCAUGGAAGUCUGUCCGAUACCUUUUCAGACCGUCUACAUUGUGCCCUACGGAUCACCCUAUCUUGGAAUCUUGGACAUUUUAGUGAGACGAGCUCAGGAACAUGGAUUCGUAGAUCAUUGGGCAAAACUAAUGGACACACAAUUCAAGAACACUGGGAAGAGUAUUGUGCGAAAUAACCAAAACGAAGAGGAUCUUGUGGUCUUGAGAUUCAAUCAUCUUCAGGCAGCUUUUUAUAUGUUAAGCUUAGGUCUAAUUCUUGCGACUAUUGUACUUUUUGUGGAAAUUUAUCAAGCCUAUGGAAUUGGAUUGUUUAUAUACCAACGCAGUAAAUGGAACGAGAAGCAUUUAAGAAUGUCAGGACAUUGCAGUACAAAAAUGGAACAUGCAAAGGGCACAUGUAAACACAAAAACAAAAAAACAACAUCAACUAAAAUACAAAUUAAAAAUACAAAUAGUUCAUGAACUUAAA
This is a messenger RNA of Eupeodes corollae, 3200 nucleotides long. RefSeq lists its product as uncharacterized. The transcript has 2 exons. Bases 1208 to 3193 code for a protein of 661 amino acids. The record is from RefSeq and is a predicted model, not a curated record. Gene Ontology annotation, cellular component: membrane. Gene Ontology annotation, molecular function: ligand-gated monoatomic ion channel activity. Lineage: Eukaryota; Metazoa; Arthropoda; Insecta; Diptera; Syrphidae.